Molecule: messenger RNA, 490 nt
Organism: Lecanosticta acicola
Lineage: Eukaryota; Fungi; Ascomycota; Dothideomycetes; Mycosphaerellales; Mycosphaerellaceae
Source: the annotation of a GenBank genome assembly
AUGCGCGGAAAUGACACUCAGACCAAGAUCCAUCACCAGGGCAAGGACGACGACUUCAUUGUCCUCGUCGACUCUGCGGAUGCGGUGCGUGAGUGGAAGAAGGAUCCCUCCAUACCGCUCGCACAGGUCGUGUCGGGAUGGAAGGUCUUCGUGACGCAUAAGUGAGUUGAACACGGCCUACCCUCCACCAGCGGGUAUCACCAAUUGGAAGUGGUAUGUGCUAACAUAGUUGGGAUAUUACAGGCACGGCAACCAAGGUGUCAUGGACGCUGCUUCCAAAGGCCAGCUUCAGGACGAAUUCGGUACGAGCAACGACGAUGAGGUCGUGAAGCAGAUUUUGGAGAAGGGUUCGAUCAUUGAGAAGCAGGUGCGUACAAACAGUGAAGGACUCUGAGUAGAUUAGGACACAUUACUGACGUUUCUUUCCGCUCAGAGCAAGGGCCGCGAUGGCAACAAGAAUGACUCUGAUGGAGGAAUGGUUGCCCACUAA